CCCCCCCCCCCCCCAAACUCAUAUAGGCUUACCUUAUCAACCAUUUAUCAAGAAACAGAUGAAAGAAAAGAAGAAAACAACGCCGAAUCCAGUGCUAUCCCAAAGAAAAGAAAAGAAAGAAAGAAACCAGUCUCUGGUUUCCCCCCCACUGUUAUUCUCGGUUGUCCCCCCCUACCUCUCUCUCUCUCUCUCUCUGCGUCCCGAUAUACAUAA
Messenger RNA from Bipolaris zeicola 26-R-13, 213 nucleotides. RefSeq lists its product as uncharacterized. The transcript has a single exon. Lineage: Eukaryota; Fungi; Ascomycota; Dothideomycetes; Pleosporales; Pleosporaceae. The record is from RefSeq and is a predicted model, not a curated record. The annotation marks the transcript as partial.